This is a messenger RNA of Artibeus jamaicensis (Jamaican fruit-eating bat), 1671 nucleotides long. It is a transcript of the gene INSYN2B, whose product is annotated as inhibitory synaptic factor family member 2B. Gene Ontology annotation, cellular component: postsynaptic density. NCBI's taxonomy places the organism in Eukaryota, Metazoa, Chordata, Mammalia, Chiroptera, Phyllostomidae. Gene Ontology annotation, biological process: inhibitory postsynaptic potential. The record is from RefSeq and is a predicted model, not a curated record. The transcript is spliced from 3 exons. Bases 58 to 1671 code for a protein of 537 amino acids.
CCUAAGGACAUGUGCCCAGGAGAAGUAUACGGUCUCAACCCUUCCCACUGAGGCCCAAUGGCCCAGCAAAAUAUGAAAGUGCGGCCUGUGCUCCUGAAGCGGAACAGCCUGGAGUCGGUGGAGUUGGUGAAGCAGCCGCACCACCGCAGGAGCAAGUCUCAGCAGGUGCGCUUCAAGGACGAUGGGGCCAGCAAGGCACCGCCUGGUCCCCCCGAGGUGGAGGCCUGCGCUUCUGAAGAGCCGGCUGUGAUGGACAAGACUCCAGCGCCCAGACACCACCACCUCCCCGCCUACUCGCUCUCCUUCCCCAGGUCCCAGAAGGCAGGGGGCUCUCGGAACAUCGCCAUCCAAACCUCCCCCAGUCUCAGGAAGCAUUUCCCAAUUUUCAAAAGGAAGAGACUCACAGCCAGCAAGUCCCUGGUGGAAAUGCCAACAGCGCCCCAAAGUGCCAUCCAGGUCAACGGCAACCUCUCUGAACAGGACAUUGUGUCUCCUGAGCUUGCCUACUUAAGGCUGGCUCAGCACCUUGAGGAUGGGCCUCGGAGGGUCAAGGCACCCCACCCGUUCCUCCCCAGAACGGCCAAGGUGCAGAGCAAUGGGCCUGUCGGCAUAUGCUUGGAAGCAGGGACUUGGAGGUCCUCGGAGAGCACCACCGCCGCCAUUCAGGUCCCGGAUGACAUGUACCACAGUCCUUCCUGGGCAGCGAGGGAGCCCGCUUUCAGCCAAGGCAGGUCUGCAGAGAUGAGCAACGCCAUCCACCUGUCGGCGGACAUGUACGCGGGCCACGGGAGAAGAGCGCUCCCAUCUGAUUCGGAAAGAUCCCCCCCUUGCUCAAACGCCACCAGCGGUGCCAACCACACGCCAGGCACGGGGAAACUCAGACCUGAACUGCUUUUGCCCAAAGACAACGCUGGUGACGAAGACUUUGGCGCACUGUCAUCUCUGCCGAAGGACACGCGGGUUCCCUCACCGCCACGGACUCGCAGCUCCCCCUCGCCAGGCCAGCCCACCCAUGGCCGUCCAGCCCACCCUGGAGGGGGGUCAGACUGUCCUUCACCGAGUGACCAUCACCAGGAGCUGCCGUCACUCAAACCCAAGGACACACCAAAAUCCGCCCCUGCGUGUCGGGAGCAGAGGACGAGCGCCCCCGCCCCGUCGGACGCCCCAGAGCCCCGCUGCUGCCCGGGCAGUGACCGCCUCCCGUCCUCCCUUCCAAGGAGGGAGGCCAAACCGCAGAGCGACAGGGAGGCUGGGGGGGUGAAUCAAAUCCACCUGGCUCGGGGUGAACUCUGCGACCUCCAAGGCAGGCUGCAAUCUGUGGAGGAAUCUCUGCACUCGAACCAAGAGAAAAUUAAAGUCCUUUUGAAUGUAAUUCAAGACCUGGAGAAAGCUCGGGCUCUCACAGAAGGGCGCAACUUUUACCGAACUGGCCAAGACCUCAACAACUGCAGGACCUGCCAGAACACGGCGUGCAUCAUAUACAGUGUAGAGUAUGAUUUUCGGCAGCAGGAAGGCAGGUUCCAUGAAGUUCUACAGAGUCUGGAGGAAGCGGAACCAGCUGGGGAGCCCUCUCCCCCACCAAAGUCCCCAGCAGAAGCCCCUGUUCCUGAGAAACAGGAUGCAAGGCGGAAAACCAAGAAGGUGAAGAAGAAAUGCUUCUGGUGGAUCUGA